Lacerta agilis (Sand lizard) is the source of this 2648-nucleotide messenger RNA. RefSeq names its product sodium channel epithelial 1 subunit beta (gene SCNN1B). Gene Ontology annotation, biological process: sodium ion transmembrane transport. The coding region runs from base 396 to 2477 and encodes 693 amino acids. NCBI's taxonomy places the organism in Eukaryota, Metazoa, Chordata, Lepidosauria, Squamata, Lacertidae. The transcript is spliced from 15 exons. The record is from RefSeq and is a predicted model, not a curated record. Gene Ontology annotation, molecular function: ligand-gated sodium channel activity. Gene Ontology annotation, cellular component: membrane.
GGGCGCUCCGGGCAACAGAAAGGGGCAGAGGCGACGGAGGAGGCGGGAGCUCCAGGGAGAGACGGAGCCGUCGGGGAAGACGAAGGAAGGCGUCCGCGGGACCAGCGGGAUCACCUGCCGCCAAGCAGGCGGAGAGGCAGGAGACAAAGGGGGACACCCCCUUUUGCACACGUGCAACCCAAGGCUUGUUCUGCUCCCGAAAACAGCCAUCGCUGCCAACACCUGAGAAAUUCUGCCGCAGGAAGGGGCUGUUGGUUGAAGCUCCCUUAGCUCUGCCUGGGACUUGGCUGGGUCUUGGAAGGCACUCGCCUCCUGUUGGCGAAUGGAGGACAGCGCCCUCUGCCCAUUUCACUUCCCCUGUGGCAUCUUUUGAGCCAACGCCAUCCUAGAUCACUAUGGAUCCACCAGCAAUUACUGGAGAAGACAGAAGCUCGCCAGAGCCCAAAAUGACCCUGAAGAGGUACUUUGUGAAGGCUCUCCAUCGCCUCCAGAAGGGUCCCGGCUACACCUACAAAGAGCUGCUGGUCUGGUACUGCGAUAACACCAACACCCAUGGGCCCAAGCGCAUCAUCCGCGAGGGACCCAAGAAGAAAGUCAUCUGGUUCUUACUGACCCUGCUCUUUGCCUCCCUGGUCUUCUGGAACUGGGGAUCCCUCAUCUUAACAUACCUGAGCUACGGUGUCUCAGCCUCCCUUGCCAUUGGCUUCAAGACCAUGACCUUCCCUGCCGUCACCAUCUGCAAUGCAAGCCCAUACAGAUAUUCCAAAGCAAAGCCUGACUUGCAGGAGUUGGACAACCUCAUUGAGGCCGCCCUUGACCGAAUCCUGAAGCCUCCCAACGAGAACAUGACUGUGUCUACCCCAGAAAACUCUAGCCAGGAGCUGAACAUGCAGCUGUGGAACCAGAUCCCCCUGAUGCUCAUUGAUGAAAGCAACGAGACUCAUCCAGUCAUCUAUGACAUCCUCGGAAACCACUCCUCUUUUGCAAACCUAGAUGGCAAGAGCUGCAAGCUGGCCUUAAAGCUGUGCACCGAUAACGGCACCAGUUGCACCUACCGGAACUUCACCAGCGCAGCCCAGGCAGUGACCGAGUGGUACGUCUUGCAGUCCACCAGCAUCUUGUCCCAGAAGACAGAGAGGCAAAGGAUUGAGAUGGGCUACAAGGCAGAGGAGAUGAUCCUGGCCUGUCUGUUUGGAGCAGAGCCUUGCAAUUACAAGAACUUCACCCACCUCUACCACCCGGACCACGGCAACUGCUACAUCUUCAACUGGGGCAUGGAGAAGAAGCCACUCAUCUCUUCCAAUCCUGGCGCAGAGUUUGGGCUGAAGCUGAUCCUGGACAUCAGCCAAGACGACUACAUCCCCUACCUCACCUCGACGGCCGGGGCCUGGCUGAUGCUGCAUGAGCAGAAGACCUUCCCUUUCCUGAAGGAUCAGGGCAUCUAUGCUAUGUCUGGGACGGAGACCUCCAUUGGCGUCUUAGUGGAUGAACUUGUGCGGAUGGGAGCUCCUUACAGCGAUUGCACAGUGAACGGGUCAGACAUCCCUAUAAAGAAUCUGUAUCAAGACUAUCCUACUUUCCAGGAGGAAACAGUGCCGACUGAGCCCUGCUCCAACUGCACCAUGGAAGACCGCAAGGAGAGCUCCACAGGAGGGGUCUACAGGACAACCUACUCCAUCCAGGCUUGCCUACGUUCCUGCUUCCAAGAUCAGGUGGUGAAGGCCUGUAACUGCUGCCACUACUCCUUCCCUAGGGCCCAAGGGAAGCCUUACUGCAACAAUCGGGAGUUUCCAGACUGGGCAUAUUGCUUCUCUGAGCUGCGCAACCGACUGGAGAUCCGUCAGACCUGCAUCGAGUCUUGCAAGGAGACCUGCAACAACACCCAGUACAAGAUGACUAUCUCCAUGGCUGACUGGCCUUCUGAAGCUUCUGAGAACUGGAUAUUCCAUAUUUUAUCCUAUGAAAGAAAUAAGUCGCGCACGAUCACUGUGGACAAGAGUGGAAUCAUCAAGCUCAACAUCUAUUUCCAAGAGUACAACUACCGAACCAUUGUGGAGACAGCAGGGACAACUGUUGUCUGGCUUCUCUCAAGCCUGGGUGGCCAGUUUGGCUUCUGGAUGGGAGGCUCUGUGCUGUGCAUCAUUGAGUUUGGAGAGAUCCUCAUCGACUUUGUCUGGAUCACUAUCCUGAAGCUGAUAGGCUGGUUCAAGGGGCUGAAGAGGAAGCCCAGCCAGCCCCCGAAGCGGGACGCUCUUCCCACCGUGUCCGAGAGGGUGGAGGCUCACACCAACCAGGGCUUCCAAGGGGAGGAGGAGGAGGGAGCCGAUGACAAUCCUGGGGACGACGAAUUUGCCGCAGAUGGCGAGGCUGGGUCUGAACCAGGAACGCCACCUCCCAAGUACGACUCCCUCCGUGUGUCGGACAUGGAUGUCAUGGAGAUGGAUAGCGAUGGGGAAGCAGAUCCAACUAAAGCUUAAUGCCCAGCCGAUGUGGAGCCAAGAAACCCCACUCUGUCCUCCAAGGGAGCUUUGUAGAAUUGCAGAAUGGAAGGGACCUAAAGGGUCUUCUAGUCCAUGCAGGAAUGCCCGCCCAGGCAGCCUACUCCUUCUCCCUCAGCUCCUUGCAGCGUGGGACAUUUGGGAAUUUAA